Solanum stenotomum is the source of this 1005-nucleotide messenger RNA. RefSeq lists its product as uncharacterized. The coding region runs from base 129 to 740 and encodes 203 amino acids. The transcript is spliced from 5 exons. NCBI's taxonomy places the organism in Eukaryota, Viridiplantae, Streptophyta, Magnoliopsida, Solanales, Solanaceae. The record is from RefSeq and is a predicted model, not a curated record.
UCAGUUCAAUUGGAAUGAAAAUCCUUUCACCUUCUUCUACCUGAUACGAAUCUUAUGGUUCAACUGUUGAGAGGUCUGGAUUUAUGCGUAUAUACAGAAUACAUCAUUGAAACUCAGAUCAAACGACUAUGAGGAGCUUUUCAACUUCACUGUUUAGUUGUUUCUUCAUUCUCAUACUUGUUCUAAACCCAAUCUCAUUCACUCAUGGCAACAUGAUGGAUAUAAAAGUUUUGCAAGUCGGACAGGAGCUAAUGAAGGAAACUCUUCCAUUACAAUCUGGAUCGAGACUAUAUGAACUGCAAGGGUUGAAUUCCAAUAAGUGGUAUGAAGUGAAGAUCUCAUAUCCUGCUUCUAUACCAGCUACUUUUACUCUACAACUAAGUAAAGGAAGUUCAGGGCAAAAUGUUGGUAGGAAGUUACUGAAUACUGAAAAGAUUAUUUUUCAGGCGGACAACAGUCUUCAAUUGCUUGGUGACAAGGGAGAAAUGUUUGUCCUGGUAAAUGUGGAGCCUGAGGGAAUUGUUGCAAUACCUGGGGUAAAGGAGAGGGAACACAUCAUAUAUAAUAUAGUAUGUGAUAAGCUACUAUUUGGCAUCCCUCACCAAGCAUGGUAUGUCGUAGUGCUGGUGGUGCUCUGCUUGGCACUGGCACUUGUAAUCCCGUUAUUUCUUCCAUCAUAUCUUCUACCAAGGAAUCAAGGAUUAGAUGCUGCUAAUCAUGGUAUUUCUAAGGACUCUUGAUCAUGUUCUGGUAUGUCACCAGUGACGUAACAUACAUUCAGCAAUGGGUAGUAGAUCUUGAAGCUCAAGUAUUAGAAAACUUUCUAACUGGUGUAAGGUAGUUUUGUUAAUUGCAAAUGAUUAAGAUCUGCGUCAUUACUCAAUGCAACUCUCACAACCCCCAUCUCUUUAUGUAUUCUUUUCCCUUCUCUUGGCUGUAAACAUGGAGUUAGUUUGUUCUGUCAUUUUUCUAGCUUGAAUAAAGUAUCUGCUUGCAAAAUUUUCA